Molecule: messenger RNA, 7876 nt
Organism: Amyelois transitella
Lineage: Eukaryota; Metazoa; Arthropoda; Insecta; Lepidoptera; Pyralidae
Gene: trc
Product: serine/threonine-protein kinase tricornered
Exons: 11
Coding region: 410-1801 (463 amino acids)
Biological process (GO): peptidyl-serine phosphorylation; intracellular signal transduction
Molecular function (GO): ATP binding; protein serine/threonine kinase activity
Source: RefSeq, a predicted model, not a curated record
CCGUUUUCUGACAUCUUUCUUUGUGCAAUUUCUGUCGGGUCGCUCAUGAAAUAUCCCGUUAUUUCGCUUUCGUAAUUCAUUUAACAAAGGCAUUAUCUAUUUGUGACGGUCUGUUGCAGUUAGUGGAGUUACAUCGAAAAAUCUGCAAAAGCCAUAGGUUCAGUGACACUGUGCCACGAUACCAUUUAUUUUGAUAGUUGUAUAUUAUCGAUUUUAGACUUUGUGCACAAGAUUAUUAUAAAUGAAACGAAUUCAGUAGUGUGAUCGAGUGAUUGAUAAACAAGCAGCAAGAUUUUCGUGUCACAGUCCAACCCAAGAGUGAGCCGUGUCUUGGGGCAAAAGCACCCCGGGCACUACGGUGGCCCCAGAUACACCGGCACCAGCGCCCCAGCCUCCGGGGGUGCUGGAGAUGACGGGGACGGACAACAUACGCUUCAGCGGGCACACGCUAGACAAAGCCACCAAGGCGAAGGUCACGCUAGAGAACUUCUACACAAAUCUCAUUACCCAGCAUUAUGAGAGGAAGCAGAGAUUGGAGAAACUGGAAGAGACGCUUAAAGACGAGAGCCUGACUGAAAGCCAGAAGCAGGAGAAGCGACAACAGCAUGCGCAGAAGGAGACCGAGUUUCUCAGGCUCAAGAGGUCCAGGCUUGGAGUAGAGGACUUCGAACCACUCAAGGUGAUAGGAAGAGGAGCAUUCGGCGAGGUUCGGUUGGUUCAGAAGAAAGACACCGGUCACGUAUACGCUAUGAAAAUACUCAGGAAAGCAGAUAUGCUGGAGAAAGAACAGGUGGCCCACGUGCGAGCAGAACGCGACAUCCUCGUAGAAGCUGACCACCAAUGGGUCGUCAAGAUGUACUACAGUUUCCAGGAUCCCAUGAACCUGUACCUCAUCAUGGAAUUCCUCCCUGGAGGCGACAUGAUGACCCUUCUAAUGAAGAAGGAUACGCUAAGUGAGGAAUGCGCGCAGUUCUACGUGGCUGAGACGGCCCUUGCUAUCGAUAGUAUUCACAAGCUUGGCUUUAUACAUAGGGAUAUAAAGCCAGACAACUUGCUGCUCGACGCUCGCGGCCACAUCAAGUUGAGUGAUUUCGGUCUUUGCACUGGUCUGAAGAAGAGCCACCGCACUGACUUCUACCGGGAUCUGUCACGCGCAACGCCUUCCGAUUUUAUGUGUUCGAUAGUAUCCACUUCAUCGUCGGCCAUGGACUCUAAGCGGCGCGCCGAAUCCUGGAAGCGCAACAGGCGGGCGCUGGCUUACUCCACGGUGGGCACCCCGGACUACAUCGCACCGGAGGUGUUCCUGCAGACGGGGUACGGGCCGCAGGCGGACUGGUGGAGUCUCGGAGUCAUCAUGUAUGAGAUGCUGAUUGGCUACCCGCCGUUCUGCUCGGAGUCGCCGCAAGAGACGUACCGCAAGGUGAUGUCGUGGCGGGAGUCGCUGACCUUCCCCCCGGAGAUACCCAUCAGCGAGGAAGCCAGGGAGACCAUACUGUGCUUCUGCUCAGAACCGGACCGCAGAUUGGGAUCCCAGCGUGGCAUCGAAGACGUGAAAUCGGUGCCUUUCUUCCGCGGCGUGGACUGGAACCACGUGCGCGAGCGCCCCGCCGCCAUCUCCGUCGAAGUGCGCUCCAUAGACGACACGUCCAACUUCGACGACUUCCCCGACGUCAAGCUAGAGAUACCCGCAGCACCCAUCUCGCAAGAAGGUGAAGUGGCGUACAAAGACUGGGUGUUCAUUAACUACACAUUCAAGAGGUUCGAGGGCCUCACGCAGCGCGGCACUCCGACGAAGAAGUGAGAAUAUAAACGACGCCGGGACCAUCAGUAAGGACGGCGCGCAAAUCAACAUGACUGUGACAAACAAAUGGCAGAAGAUCUCUCUUGUGGGUUUUGUGUCCACUGAACAAAUCGAUGGUUAUUAUGUAUUACUUUCCGUUGAAAUGCAUCAAUGUAUUGCGAACGGCGCGGCCGAACGGUAGUGAAUUUCUGGCGGUCAGUGUUGGCGUAUGAUUGGGUUAAACGCUACUUCAUUCUUUAUUUAGUUCAGUAAAUUGCAUCCCGAGAAUGUAAAUUUUAUCGACCGAUCAAAUAUCGUUUGGCAGAAUUGAUGUCUGUGAUUGGUUGAGCUAUACAGAAUCGCGCAGCAUUGCUUAUUAAAUACUUGUUUUUAAUAGAAAAUGGUACAAGUUUUAAUACUUCACAAUCAAUGUUCUUAUCAUAGUCAAAAAAGAUGAAAUUGCACAUAGUUAAAAUUUACAUCUCUCUACACUUCUUAUAUUUAAAUUGUUUUAUUUCAAUUAUAAUUUGGCCAAUGGGCUGAUUUUUUAAUCAAGAGUAAAUAGUUUAGAUGAAACAUGGAAUAAUUCAUGUAUAUAUAGGCAGGCAUGCUUGAAAACGCAAAUACUAGAACAUAUUUCUAAUUACAUGCGCAGAACAGAACCUUUCUCGGAAACUUAUUUGAGAGAGUUGUCCGUAACCGUACAACAAGUGUAGGAAAUGUUUUUAACUUUAAUUACUUGGAAGAACUUCCACAGGAGAAGAUAUCAGUGGAUAAUGGUAUCUCCAAACUAAUACGCACCUAUUUUACUUACGCCUCUUAGAUGCUAUAGAUGUAAGUUGUUCAAUGUUUUACAAUAGUAUAUUGGAGAGUAUGAGAAGCUGCACUUUUGAUAUCUAUCUAGUUGGACUACUAAAGGUAGGUUUUGAAUCACACUGGUGUGAGGUUGUCUUGAUUGUCAUGAUAGAAGAAGAUCAUAUGCGCCACUACUCAUUCCCUGAUUAUGUUAACUUCCUCUCAAAUAUUUGCCAAAAGGGCAGGUGUAUCUUGAAAUAUUGUUUUAGUAAUUUUAUGAAUGGUAGAUAGUCUAUGUUCAGCAAUCUUUAUUUUAUUUUAUAUUUUUCUAUUUCAUUAUGAAAUAAAUAGAUUUAGACUCAGUAGAAAAUUUAAAAAAAAGUUGUGAUUACAAUGUAAUUUGAGUUUUUACGUUAUUAUUUACUAGCAUAAAAAUCGAUAUUGAAACCGUUUUCGUAAAUAAGUCUAGACAUAAUUGCACUUAACCUGAAAUUAUUAAGGGAUCGGGUUUGCAAGUUUCUUUAGGCAUUAGGUACAUUGCUUUUCGUUGAGGUUCGGUAUGCUGCCGCCAUGGAGGUGACACAUCCAAUUGGUUUGAUAGUGUCCAUGUUCAAUGAGGUUCCGUUUCGCCCAAUCACCGCUGACGCUCGCGCCCGGUUACAAACCAUCGCACUGUGACAAUUCUUUAGUUAAUAUUAGUUAUAGCAUAUUGCAUUGAUUUAGCUGUUCUAUUAUUAUGUAUUAUUUUUUUGAGUAGGCUAUUAUUUUGACAAUGAAAUUGUGCUUGAGUUACAUGAAUUUGCGAUGAUCUUGUGGAUAUGUUAAGGUGGGAACAGACAAGCGAUGUGCGCGGUUUUAGAAAUUCUAAAACGGCAAUAGUGAAUAAAUUUAAUAGUAUUUUUGAUACAUAUAUCACGAUCGAAACGAGAGAUACAUUGCUCGUUAUCGCACGAUAGACAAUUUGAACGAUGUCAAGCGAAAAUAACUCAUAUUCUCUAGUUUUGUAUGAGUGAGUAACAUUCAAAAUAGAUGUUCUAGAAUUAUGCUUAUUAUUGAAAUUAACGCUUGCUUUGUCCCACCUAUAGUUUAAAAUGAUUUCCCUGGUGUUUCAAUCGUACCUUACACUGCGUAAGUUAUUUUUGCUCGGUGAUACGCUUACGCAUCUAGAAUAUCACUAAUGCAAAUGAAAUGUUGAAAUCUAACUUAAUCUUUCAAAGGGCAUUGUAUUUUUGAAUACAUCGAGGGAGUACUUAUGGCGGAUUUGUCUGUAUAUAAACGAGAAUAAAAAUAUAUUAAAGGAUAAUUUGUGAAAACAUCUUGGGCUCUUUUGUAUGAAUCUUAGGCUAACCUUCCAACAAACAUGACUUUUCUUCAAGUUAAGGUAUUUUAUUUUGUUUGAAAUUUCUGAUUGUAUAAUAUGGAAGUAAAGUUUUAUGGCGCGUAACUGCUUUUACAAUGAAUUUCAUUAUUAACACAACAUGCAAUUGAUCCAAUUCUAAUUUGACAUAACCUCAUCAUUUAUAGGCUUAAGAAUACAAUAACAUAGGGAAAAAAGUACAUAAGACUUCCCUGAUCGCAGUCCUAGUAGUCUCAUGUCGCAUAUAUCAGAAAUGCUUGUUUUAGUCACAACAUAUAUCGGUCGUUAUGAUUUAUAACAAAAGAAAUGACAUAUUUCUCUGUACAUACUUAUAUUAUUACGUAUCUGUGUAACUCGUUCGUUCAAUUUGACCGCAAUAGUAUUCCGUCCAAAUUAUGUUACUAUCGUAUAGAUUCGUUUUCAUAUUAAACCAAUGUCUAAUUCCAAAUAUAUAAAUGAAAUUUAUUUACAACUGCUACAAGUGUUCUCGUGGUUUACUGAGUGAAUGAAGUUUUUAUGGACUGUAUUGAUAUGUGUUUUUAAUGUUAUAUCGAUAGACAAGCAUUUCUGAUUUAUAUUCUUCAAUUCCCAUACUCCGUUCUAAUGUUUUUCAGUAAAUGUGAACUUUCAGUAAGUUGAUUUCGUCAACUUAUAAUAAUAUUUCAUAAAUUAUAUCCGAAAUCCAACAAAGUAUUUUUCAUAUUAUAUACUCAAGUGUUACUGUUUUUUGGUGUCAAUGAGGAUGGUCAAUUUCUUCUCCUGAAAUAUGGCAUCGUACAUUAUUUUCUUUCUUUUCAUUUAUCAUAUUCCAAAAUAAUAUUAAACGAUGCUAUAUUACUACUAUUUGACGUCAUAUUCUAUUUUUAUAUUUCGAAAAUAAAGUAUCAUCGCUCAAAAUUAAGUAUAUGGUUUGACCACAGAGUUGCAUCAAAUUUCAGUGCUUCAAAUGUUUGACUCAUUGGACGCUAUUUGCAAUGACACGACAGCAUAGACAAUGCCUAUACAGAAAUUUAGAAAAAAAAAAUGCUGGCUUUUAUUUAAGUUCAAGAAAUGUCAGUAGGUACAACAAAAUUUUAUAAACACAUACCAAAUAAACGAUAUUUGUAUUGUAUUGUUAUAUGAAAACAUUAUGUUAUUAGAACCAUUAAUUGCGACAUCAUAAUCAUCAGUACUUUAGAAUUCUUUAGUCUUAUAUCUGAUUGUACGAUGUUAAAUGUGUUUUAAUAGGGAAGGCAAAUUUAGGAUUAAUUACUUGGAAUUGUCUAUGCUUCUCGCUGCAUAUUCACCUCAUAUCAAUAUGACGUAUAUUUAAUGCCAGGAGGUUCUUAUAAGUAAAUAUUUGCUUGCCCUAAUUGCUUUUAGGACCGACACAGGACAAAAAAGUAAACGAGUUAUCUGAAAUAAGCUUGUAUUCAGUGUUAAACGCGUUAUUUAAAGUCCCAAAAUUUUGUUUGUUAUUUUCUUUUUUCUAGGUGUUAUAAUGAUUUUAAAAAAAUAUCUUAAGUUAUUCAUAUAAGUAUCAAUAAAAAACACGAAAGUAACUACUCACCUAACGUAUUCAUAAUUAUUUCAUAAAUAUAUGCUUAAUUUGUGCCCAUGAAGUCCGUGUCAAGUCCCUGUCUAUCCCUAACGGUAGUUCUUGCCGGUAGUUUAAGUACAAAGAUAUUUGUAGUGUAGAACGGUGGUGGUCCCUGAUUUUUGUGUAGGCGUCGACAUUGAACUCUUAUUCGUUUCCAUACGGUCUCAAUUCUAUUGUACGUAAUCAUAAAGAAUAUAAGCUACACUGCAGUUAGAGCUAUGAAAAAGUCCUAGUAAUAUUUUUGCACUAAUGAAUAUGUUUUCGCACGGCGCAUAUGCACGCCGUAGAUUUGAUUCAAAGAAAUGAUUUGCUUUGCUUAUAUUGUGUUGUUGAAUUAAAAAAAAACAGUGGGGCUAGGUUACAGUACUUCCCUGCAAAAUGUGGCUAUUGAUAGUCGAACAUGCUACCGAAAGUAAUGUCAUUCAUUGGUUGUUUUAAAAAAAAAUUGUCCAAUUUGAAAUUUGGGUAUACAUUCUGUCUGUAGGAAUGACAGAAACGGAGUCGCGCACAGUUCAAAUUAUCACAGUUCUCAAAUAUUGGGCCACUGUGAUUGGUUGAUUGAAUCAAUAGGACGCCGUGCGCACGCGCAGUGCGAAGACAACGAUACACCACUAUAUCUCAUUACGUAAUUGUGACCUUGUACAAAUCGAGAGCCCAUUUCCUAUUUACGAGACAGUACAGUUUUAGUUGUACCUAUACGUGCUUAGUGUACUAAUAAACAAUUUUUUUGUGUUGUAUAAUUUUCUUUUAUAGUUACAUUUAAUAAUGUAUUAUGUUUCACUCUGUUAAGUUACUAAUUGUUAAUUUAGGUAAAUUAUUGAGGGCCGCGCGGCGAGCCACGAUCGGCGCUACCACGAUGCGCUUAGAAAAACAAAACUAUUUAUAUUAUAAGAUUAUAAUAUUUAUGCAAUGCCACCAGAUUCGAUUAAUAUAUUUACUCCCAUGAUUUCUGCAUUGUAAGAUUAGCUUGUCUUAAAACAAAUUGCCGAGUAGGGCACGACCGCGCGGCUCAUAGUGAUGUAGUAUUUAACUAUAUACUUUAUCUCGCGGUACUUGGCUAUAAGUCUAAUGCAAUAUAAAACAUACCCCGCAGUCAUAUCACACUGUUUAAUAGUCUUACAUGGAUUUAGAAAUAAUUGCUCUGUUUUGUAUGAUUAGUUUCCAAAGUUCAUUAGAUAUAUUGAUUAGUAUUUUCAUAUUAUUAGAUUUUAAAUAAUUAUUAUAUUCUAGUAACGCUUUUUACUAGCAUAUAACAGUUGAAUUUUAAAUAUAUUGCACUGCAACAGUAAUAAAAAUAAAAACUGAACGGUUUACUAUAUCUUUGAUGAUUUUAUUUUACACUACAUAUUACAGGCUGAAUAAGCAAAUCUACUUUUGUUUGGUGCUUUUAAUAAGUAACUCAUGAAUUGCCAUUAUUUCUAAAUCCAUUUUAUGCCCUAGGGUAAUGGAUUAAAUCAUUGUAAUGCACUUAUUCUCGUAGCGCCUUAUUACAAAACGUGAACCCAAAACGACUAUAUGAACGACUAAAAUAAUACUACAGUUCAAGACCGGUGUUCAUAGUGACCAAAGCGCUGUAACAGCAUUAAUAAGGACUACUUACGUUGUAAAUUUUAACGUUAUUUGGUUAAGAUAUAUUAAUAUUACCAGCAUAAUACAUACAUACAUAUAAUCACGUCUAUAUCCCUUGCGGGGUAGACAGAGCCAACAGUCUUGAAAAGACAGAUAGGCCACGUUCAGCUAUUUUGCUGUAAGAUAGAAUUGAGAUUCAAAUAGUGACAGGUUGCUAGCCCAUCGCCUAAAAGAAGAAUCCCAAGUAUAUAAGCCUAUCCCUUAGUCGCCUUUUACGACAUCCAUGGGAGAGAGAUGGAGUGGUCCUAUUCUUUUUUCUAUUUGUGCCGGAAACCACACAGCACACGGCACCAGCAUAAUAUUGUAAUUAAUAACAUUACAAUGGUCAGGUACUUAGUAUGUAAUAUUAAUUUCAAUAUUUUGCUAUUAUUAAAAAUAACAUUUUGGUAUCAUUAUUGUUGUAUUCAAUAAUUUUUCGAAUAAUUUUAGCCUUAACAUUCAUAUAGCAAUCGAUGGCGCGUUCUUUCGGGACUGAUGAAAUACACCAAAUGUUUAUAUGUAUCAGGUUCACAUUUUGUAAUACGGCGAUUUUUAAGUGGACAAAAGAAUUUGCUAAGCUUGGAAGACGGCUCACGUCUCAUCCAUUAUCAUAGCUAUUUGCUUUGUUAUUGUUAUUGAAGAUAAAAUGAAAAAUUAUUUAAUUUCUUAUCGUAAGUUUUUGAAGUAUUUUGUUUAAUACUUAUUGUUUCUUCCAUGUGAUUUAAGAAAGUGGCAAUACAAAUAAGCAUUAAGCGAG